AUGAACGCACGGCAGUGGACGGUUUAUAAAUGGAAAGGCGAGAUCGAAUGGACUACACCUGACGAAAUAGCUUAUAAUGCCUAUACACGUUUUGAAUUUGAUAAAGAAGCUUCUGGAAUUUAUUCUGAUGAAACUGUGGUGACAAUUUUAAACUCUAUGUACUAUAGUGUACUCUUGAAGAUUGAAGAAACACAACCUGAAGCUAUGUCCUUAAUAGAACCAGCGCUGCCGUCUAUUUUUGGCGAAAACGAUGGAAUGUUUACCAAAGUCAAAGUAAAAGACUACCUUUUUGAAGGAUUAAAAUUUUGUGAAAAUGAAGGAAAAAGUAGUGGCUUUGCAGCUGUUAUGUUCUGUAAACAGGUGAUUGGGAAACUUUCAGAAUCUAAAAAUUUGAGACUGGAGAAUAAAACGGUGUUAUUUGCCAAUCUUUAUUACGUAUUGAAUAAUGAUUGUGGAUUUACAGAUCUCUUCGACAGAGUUACAACAAUAAGAUCUUCUAUUUUUAAGAUUAGUUAUGAACUGCAACAUCUGUGCCAAAACACAUUGCAUCCUUAUAAAUGUUUAUUAGCCAGAAAAAUUCAAGUAUUUAAUUUUUAA
Molecule: messenger RNA, 597 nt
Organism: Diabrotica balteata
Lineage: Eukaryota; Metazoa; Arthropoda; Insecta; Coleoptera; Chrysomelidae
Source: the annotation of a GenBank genome assembly